Messenger RNA from Hibiscus syriacus, 994 nucleotides. RefSeq names its product probable polyamine oxidase 5. Bases 447 to 965 code for a protein of 172 amino acids. The record is from RefSeq and is a predicted model, not a curated record. Lineage: Eukaryota; Viridiplantae; Streptophyta; Magnoliopsida; Malvales; Malvaceae. Gene Ontology annotation, molecular function: polyamine oxidase activity. The transcript has 2 exons.
CUUGAAAUGUUGUAUGAGCAAUGGUGGGUUUGGUAACCAAAGUGUCGGUGCGUUCCUUAGACAAGGCCUCGAUGCUUAUUGGGAUUCUUGCAAGGACCAUGAAGAGCUCAGUGGAUAUGGUAAAUGGAGCAGGAAAUUGCUUGAAGAAUCCAUUUUCGCCAUGCAUGAAAACUCCCAGAGGACUUAUACUUCGGCUGGUGAUCUGUUCAAUCUAGAUUUUGAAGCAGAAAGGGAGUACCGCAUGUUCCCUGGUGAAGAAUCACCAUUUCUAGAGGCUACUUGAGCGUAAUUGAACACCUUGCAUCUGUUCUUCACGGUGUUAUCCAAUUAGGCCGCAAAGUCACAAGAAUAGAGUGGCAACCCGAGAGUAAAAAAUCUAUAGAAAUUCCAAUGGCUACGAUUCCAGUUCCAGACCAGUGAAGAUCCACUUUUGUGAUGGAUCUGGUAUGUUAGCAGAUCAUGUGAUAGUCACAGUUUCAUUAGGGGUCCUAAAAGCUGGAACUGGUCAAGAUUCAGGGAAAGAAGCUCUUGAGCUCGAAACCCUUAGUGAUGAAGAGAUUAUAAACGGAGUUUCAUCAACAGUUUCGGGUUUAUUACCAGCUCCAAAACCCCACAAGGAAGUGAAGCAUAAUUGCCCUGAUUUCUGCAAUGGGAGCGAUAGUGAAGACGGUGAAGUAAGAUUUGUCAAGGUUUUGAAGAGCAAAUGGGGCAAUGAUCCAUUAUUCUUGGGAUCUUACAGCUAUGUUGCUGUUGGAUCAAGUGGUGCUGAUUUAGACACAAUGGCUGAGCCAUUACCAAAGAUUUGUGGCUCCGAGUUGGACCAAGGUGUGCAUUAUCCACUUCAAAUUUUGUUUGCUGGGGAAGCUACACACAGAACCCAUUACUCUACAACUCAUGGAGCUUAUUUUAGUGGUCUCAGGGAAGCCAAUAGGCUUCUGCAACACUAUCGCUGCGUUGGAGACUAGACUUAGCACUUUAAUUUGAUUUAUUUUUG